AAAAAAAUGAAAAUAUAGCGUUUGGAUGAAGCGUAAGAGCCGUCCAGCAACGUUGUACCAGUUUGUAAAUUUACGUAAAACACUGUUAAGAAUACRAGAUUGUCCCUCCUGGCGCAAUGUACGUCGAGUUUCUAAUGUGGGGCAUGCGCAUUACGCCUGUAUCCGUCAGUCUGCAGGAAGGAGCAGUAAAAUGGAUGCAGGAGAGGCUCAUGCCCAGCGACCUGUCACUUUGGGCAUCACAGUGGAAGAUGACAACAAAGAAGCUCCAGUUCCAGAGUCCGCUGAAACAACCACAAGUCAAACACCGUCCAAAGACAGCRUCCUAUGCCAGGAGGACAGCAUUGAUCUGGGUGGCAGGGAGUUUGUAACUCCACAAGAGGACAGCAGUGCCACGCCCUCUGAGAGCCUAAUGGACAAACUCAAUGAUCAAAUGAUGGAGAGUGUCAUGAUUUCUGACUCGCCCAACAACAGUGAAGAAGAUGACGUGGCUCCCAUUGACUCCUAUCUGGAUGGAGGGGAGGAGGAGAAUGUUUCUUCAGUAAUCAAAGAGGAAGAACGUGAAAUUGGACAGAAUACAACAGAGAUUAGUGUUCCAGUGGACCAGCAGGAAAAUGAAUGUUCCAAAGCAGACACAGAAGUGGAAGAGUUGGACACACAGGUAGAAAUUCCAAUUUCUGUUUCAUUUCAAGGCGAAACACUGACUCCAUCUGUUAUCCGGACUGAGGAACCAGAACCGCUGUCAACCAAAGGCAUUAGUCCAAAAGAUGAGCCUGUGCCGGUGUGUACCAUUUUUAGCCACGGCAGCCAGCCAAAGUCACUGGCACCUGAUGGUUUCCAGCCCACCUUGAUAAAGUCCCCCAGCUUUACCCUGGGAAGCAGUGGUGGCAGUGAUGAAGCAAUGACUCCAAGUAAAAUGCCCACCCCACUUGUGUGCCAGCCCAGUCCAAGCCUCAGUAAGUUCUUCACAGACAAUGGACAGACCAAUCCAGCCUCUGACUUUUUCGAUUCUUUCACUGCUCCAUCCUCUUUCAUAUCAGUUUCAAACCCCAAUGCAGAGGUUCCUCCUGAAGCCACGUCUGCACCCAUAAGUUUUACAGCUGAGCGCCAGCUCUCUUCCACUUCCUCCUCUGGGUCCACCCCAGGAGGACUUUUAGACUCUGGUGCCCCCACUCCUAUUUCAGUUUUUGGACCUGCCCUCACUGAACCAACCAUCAAGCCCCAAGCUCCUCCACCACAGACUGCCCCAUCUCCAACUCUGGCCCCAGUGACCAAACCAGCCUCACAAGCACAGCCCUUUAACCAGCUUCAGUCUGUGUUCUCGGGCAGUGAUGAUCCUUUUGCAACAGCGCUGAGCUUAAGUGAGGUGGACAGGCGCUAUGAUGCUUGGCUGCCAUGUGAGGAGACAAGGAAGGUGUUAAUUUCUGUUGCCACCCAGCAGUACGGCCCAGCAUACRUAGAGACUACCAGACUCACAAUGCCUGGAUUAAAAUUUGACAACCUGCAGGGCGAUGCUGUGAAAGACCUGAUGAUUCGUUUCCUGGGAGAGCAGGCAGCCAUGAAGAGGCAGGUCCUCACCGCCAGCUCAGUGGAACAAUCCUUCAUGGGCCUCAAACAGCUCAUUAGCAGUAAGAACUGGCGGGCUGCCGUGGAUCUGACGGGCCGGCUGUUGACAGCUCACGGUCAGGGAUAUGGGAAGGCCGGCCAGCCAACCUCCCACACCACCGACUCACUGCAGCUCUGGUUUGUGCGUCUGGCUCUUCUCACCAAGUUGAAACUUUUUCAAAAUGCUGAGCUGGAGUUUGAACCCUUUGGCAGCCUUGAUCAUCCAGAUCUUUACUAUGAGUACUACCCAAAUGUUUACCCAGGAAGGAGAGGCUCGAUGGUACCAUUCUCCAUGCGACUGCUGCAUGCCGAGGUUCCUCAGUACCUGGCCAAGCCUCAGGAGGCUCUGGACCGCCUGCAUAAUCUCAAAACCAUCUGCGUUGCUAUUCUGGAAAAUUUGGAGAAAGGCUUGGCAGAGGAUGGCAGCAUGAUCACCCUUACACAGGAGAGCAGACAAGCAUCUCUAAAGCUGUGGAGGUCUCGUCUCAGUCGGGUCAUGUACUCCAUGGCCAACUGCUUGCUGCUGAUGAAGGACUACGUUCUGGCCGUGGAGACUUAUCACUCCAUCAUCCAGUACGAGCCCCAGCAGAGAGUGCAGCUGCUCAGUGGUAUCGGACGCAUCUUCUUGCAGAUCGGUGAUGUGAAAACAGCAGAAAAGUACUUCCAAGAUGUGGAGAAAACCUGCCAGAUAAAAGGAAACGACCUCAGUCACACCACGUGUGUUUUAAUGAACAGGGCCUUUGUCUACCUCAGUCAGAACAACUACGCUGAAGCACACAUGUCCUUCCUAGAAGUGUUAAAAAUUGACCCUAAACACCCUGUUGCCAACAACAACGCAGCAGUGUGCCUCCUCUACCUGGGCCGGCUGAAGGAGUCCCUGGGCCAGCUGGAGGGCCUGGUGCAGCAGGACCCUGCCCUCUAUCUGCACGAAAGCGUCCUCUUCAACCUGACCACCAUGUAUGAGCUGGAGUCAUCUCGCAGCACGCAGAAGAAGCAGGCGCUGCUGGACGCCGUGGCCUGCCGAGAAGGCGACAGCUUCAACACUCAGUGCCUCAAACUGGUGUAAGAGGAAGAAUCACUGGAUAAAGAUGCACAUCCUACUGCUCUCCUGAGAACAAAGAUCUACUCCUGAGAGGAUGAUUGUACUGGGAUUCAAGCACUGCUCCACGUUUCUCCUCGUGUCAUCUGGAGAGUAAUCCAGUAAUCACCUAUUUACAGGAUUAAAAACUGCUCCAACAGAUGUCCUGUAUGUGCGAGGUUCCUGUUCGUUUAAAUUUAAAAGGAUAGUUUUGGCAAAAUGUGUUUAUUUGCUCUUCUGACUCAGAUGAGUAUGAAGCUACACCAGCUCAGAAAACAGAAAGAACUCAGACUGUAACAUUAAAACACAAUGGCUGUUUUUAUGUUUCCUGUGCAGAAACGAGGAUGUAAAAAGUCCAGUUUUCCAGAAAUAUGAACACAAUUAUGUCUUGACCUCAGGUUGUGAUGGACAGAGGCUGCUGCGUUAAUCUGGCAGUUUAUUCUCCGAGAUCAUGCUGGCUGCAUGUUUGUUGCACAAUUUUUUUUUCUUUGUCUUUCCGACUCUUUGCACUAAUUUUCUUUGACAUCUCUGCAGCCAGAAACGAAGUCUCUCAACAGAUAUUAUAUAAUAUAAAGUAGAGCUUUGAUCAGCUUUAAGUUAUUUUCAUGAUUGUUUUUCUGGUUGUAGUUGUUGUUGCUAAAGCACCUGUGUUGAGUGCUCCGCCUCACCUGUUUUGCAGAAUUGUUUAGGAGUUUGUAGAUAGAUUUGGAGCUCGUCUAGAUAUUUCCAGCCUAUGCUCACCUGUGUGCGGUCCUGUACUGCUUGUGAACUUAAAGUUGUUGCAUAAGGCAGUUCUUGAGUUGUAGCUUCAUAUUUAGCUCAAAGCUCCCUGUAAGAACUCAAAUAAACACAUUUCCUUUUAAAUUUAAAUUUUAACAGAACAAAUCUUAACACCACUACAGGGCAGUCUUAAAAUUUCUAAGUUGUUCAGUUGAAAAACAUAAUACACUACCGGAGUCUUUGCAUGGGCAUUAUUAUCCUGAGCGUCGGCGUGCUUAUAGUCUAAUAAACUUCCACUGAGACUCUUUUUAUAGCAGCUUCCUCUGCUGUAAAACUGGAUUACCACUUGAUUUCAUCACUCCUGCAGUGAAAAUAAACAAGCCCUUCAGAUUACAUAUGUUUCUGUCUACUAAUCAAAACAUGUAAAACAUUACCAAUCCAAAGUUGUGUAUACAUCUGAGGCACUUUGUUUUGCUAAGGCUCUAAUUGAUUUUUUUUUCUCUCCUGUUUAUAUAUUCUGUGAAUCAUAUUUAUGUAUUGGUAUGUUAAAAAGAAAUGACUUAUUCUAAAAAAAAUCUGAUCUUUUAAAUAAACAAUUUUGAUGGAA
Messenger RNA from Austrofundulus limnaeus, 4007 nucleotides. It is a transcript of the gene trappc12, whose product is annotated as trafficking protein particle complex subunit 12. Gene Ontology annotation, cellular component: Golgi apparatus; TRAPP complex. Gene Ontology annotation, molecular function: protein binding. The coding region runs from base 26 to 2668 and encodes 880 amino acids. Lineage: Eukaryota; Metazoa; Chordata; Actinopteri; Cyprinodontiformes; Rivulidae. The record is from RefSeq and is a predicted model, not a curated record. The transcript is spliced from 12 exons.